CUGGAAAAGAAGCAAGCAACAACUGUGAACUGUCUGUUUGAUCGACAAGAGCAAGAGGAGAACAAUCGAACGGGAGCCAAGACCAAUCGCAAGCACGAAGAUGGGCUUUGAAGCUGUGCGCGUUCCGGACGCCUCCACACGCAUCUACAAGGAUGAGUGUGUGCUCACCUUCAAGACCUCGGAGAGCGAGGGCGGCCUGUUCGUGUGCAUGAAGACCUUCCUUGGCUUUGCCAGGAUGUGUCUUGACGCAUACUUUGCCAAGACGAUGAACGACGUCUUCCUGCGCAUCAAGACGACCAAAGUCAAGAAGCCAGCCGAGGAGGAGGACGAGGCCGAUGCCGCGAAGAAACCCACCAAGAUGGCCAUCGGUGUUGAAGGCGGCUUUGACGUGGACGAUGCCGACAAGUACGAGUUCCACCACGAGUACGCCGUCGUCACUCUUCCCGACAUGAAGGAAUACCCUCUCGACAGCCCAGAACUCCCAGACAACGUAAAGGCGAGUGCUGCUGCGAUUGUUGCAUUUGACUCUGCGCAGUUCAAAGACGAGACGGCGGCGUGGGAGGAGCAGCGGCAGGUGUCCAAGCACGCAGCAGACCUCGCCCAGCUCGACAACGGCAUCAAGGUGCCACCAGGCAACUACAAGUGUGAGAAGUGCGACAUCACGGACAACCUGUGGUUGAACCUGACUGAUGGCUCCAUUCUCUGCGGCCGCCGCUUCUUCGACGGGAGUGGCGGGAACAACCACGCUGUGGAUCACUUCAACGAGACCGGGUAUCCGCUCGCCGUCAAGCUCGGCACCAUAACUCCAGAGGGUGCAGACGUUUACUCGUACGCUGAGGACGACAUGGUGAUUGACCCGCAGCUUGACAAGCACCUCGCCCACUUUGGCAUCAACAUCCUCGAGCAGAAAAAGACUGCGAAGACGAUGACUGAGCUUGAGAUUGAGGCGAACGAGCGGCUGCAGUUUGAGUUUGACGCCAUCCAGGAGUCGGGCGUCACCCUCGAGCCCGCAUACGGCCCAGGCCACACCGGCAUGAAGAACCUUGGCAACAGCUGCUACAUGAACACGGUGCUGCAGGUGCUCUUCAGCCUGGAGGAAGUGGCGGCCACAUACGGCACGUCUGCCCUCGACCGUUUCCUCGCAAAGAACGUCGACAACCCCGUCACAGACCUCAACAUCCAGCUGCACAAAGUCGGGUACGGGCUUGUCUCUGGCGACUACUCGUCGCCGCCGGCCGAAGAGGAGGACGCGCCCGGCAUCACGCCGCGCAUGUUCAAGGACGUCGCAAACAGCGGACACGCAGAGUUCUCGUCAGGCAGGCAGCAGGAUGCGAUGGAGUACUGGGCAUACCUGAUGGACAAGCUGCAGAAGGACGCGCGCAAGGAGAAGGAGCUUGACGUGUCGACGCUGUUCUCGUUUGACGUCGAGGAGCUGGUGCGCUGCAACGCGUCAAACAAGGUGCGACUGUCGGCCCACCAGGAGGGCCACCUCGCUGUCCCCGUCACCAUGGAGCUCAUGACCAACAAGGACGAGUACGACGCAUACAAGGCCCGCACAGCAACCGCAGGCGACGCCGCAAAGGACGAGCCUGUGGUUCGGCCUGCGUUUGAUCUGUCGGCGCUGAUUGAGGCGUCGUUCCAGCCGCAGCAGGUGGAGGACUGGUACAGCCCCGCCAUCCAGGCAAAGACGUCAUGCACCCAGACGCAGGGGUUCAAGACUUUCCCAAAGUAUCUUGUUGUUGCGGUGAACAAGUUCUACCUCGGCGACGACUGGACACCAAAGAAGCUCGACAUGUCGCUGCAUGUGCCGGACGAGCUUGAUGUGACGCAUCUCCGCUCGAAAGGCAAACAGGAGGGCGACGAGGACCUGCCAGAGGAACCAGCAGAGCAGCAGCAGCAGCAGCAGGUGCAACUUGACGAAGGCAUGGUGACGCAGCUUGCCAGCAUGGGAUUCCCACUGGAAGGAUGCAAGAAGGCUGUCUUCCACAACCCGCAGAAUUAUUUUACAUCGGAGAGCCCUCCUUCACAUGGACUCUUCUGUCGCGAGUUAGUAGAGGGUAGCAACUCCUACGCCGGACCCCCCGCAACGGGCAUGCAUGGUACCGCCUGA
Messenger RNA from Salpingoeca rosetta, 2110 nucleotides. Its product is annotated as ubiquitin carboxyl-terminal hydrolase. Gene Ontology annotation, biological process: protein deubiquitination. Gene Ontology annotation, molecular function: zinc ion binding; cysteine-type deubiquitinase activity. Bases 101 to 2110 code for a protein of 669 amino acids. The record is from RefSeq and is a predicted model, not a curated record. NCBI's taxonomy places the organism in Eukaryota, Choanoflagellata, Craspedida, Salpingoecidae. The transcript is spliced from 18 exons.